GUGUUGUUCUCCUCCUCCUCCUUCUAGAUCUUCACCUUAUUCCUUGUAAUCCAUGGUUGUAGUUCGAAUUAGUUGAUAUUGAGAGCAAUUACUAGUGGGCUCUCUCUUACAAGUGGUGUCAAACUUUUUCCCCACCACCAAAAAGCCAUGGAUUCACUCUCGGAAGAGUCCAAGCUUCUCUACCACAUGAUCAUGUCCGAGACGGAUGAGAUCUACGAGGCCAAGUUCGCCUCCUACCGUGCUCGCGCCUUAGCAGCAGCGGCGACGGCUACAUCAAAGACUCGCUCGACUACCACCCUUGGCGCCUCCCGCGAGUACUGCCAUGCCAUGAGCAAGCAAGUACGUGCGACCUCCUCUCCGACCUCUGCGCAAGCCAUCUCCACCAUCAGAUCGACUGCGGCCUCGACAUGCACGGCGGCUCACACACGCGUUCCCGCAGCGGCGUCGUUGGAUUCUUCGCCGCCCACUACCUGCUCGGCGGAAUGCCCAGGCCACGACGCCUCUGUAUAUGCAGCAGCAGCAGUUGCACUCAUCCCGUCCACAGCACCCAACUCGUUUGCAACCACUGGCGACCUUGUCCUCGAGGUUGCUGCAUCUGUGAGCCCAGAUGGAGACAUCAUCGACUGCAUGCACAUCUCACACCAACCGGCCUUCGAUCAUCCUCUUCUCAAGAACCACACUCUCCAGUUGAGACCGGCCUACCACCCAGAAGGCUUGUAUGAUGAUGCUAAGAGCAGCCUGGCCUCCGACAACGGUGACAAGAAGCCGAUGCUCCAGCUGUGGCAUCAGAACGGCAGGUGCAAGGAGGGCACUGUCCCAAUCAGGAGAACUAAGAAGGAGGACCUAUUCCGAGUGAGCUCCAUGCGGCGGUACGGCAGGAAACAGCAUCCCGCCCCGAACCCGAUGUCCGUUGAUCUUACGAUGCUCAACGAGGGUGGCCACCAACACGCAAUAGCGUACGUCGAGGGGGACAAGUACUAUGGUGCAAAAGCCACCAUUAAUGUGUGGGAGCCCAAAAUCCAGCAGCCUAACGAGUUCAGUCUAUCCCAGCUAUGGAUCUUGGGGGGAUCAUUCGGGGCGGACCUCAACAGCAUCGAGGCCGGGUGGCAGGUUAGCCCUGACCUCUAUGGAGACAACAACACUAGGCUGUUCACAUACUGGACCAGUGAUGCAUACCAAGCAACUGGGUGCUACAACAUAUUGUGUUCAGGGUUCAUUCAGGUCAACAGCGAGAUUGCCAUGGGGGCGAGCAUCUUCCCGAUCUCCAACCUUGCUGGCUCACAGUAUGGUAUCAGUAUACUAAUCUGGAAGGACCCAAAGGAAGGGAACUGGUGGAUGCAGUUUGGCAAGGAAUAUGUCCUCGGCUACUGGCCAUCCUUCCUCUUCUCAUACCUUGCUGACAGCGCGUCGAUGAUCGAGUGGGGCGGGGAGGUGGUAAACUUGGAGCCCGAUGGCGCGCACACCUCGACACAGAUGGGCAGCGGGCGGUUCCCCGAGGAAGGGUUCGGCAAGUCAAGCUACUUCAAGAACAUCCAGGUGGUGGACAGCACAAACCAGCUCAAGGCACCCAAGGGAGUGGGCACGUUCACCGAGCAGUCCAACUGCUACGACGUGCAGAACGGCAACAAUGGCGACUGGGGCACCUACUUCUACUACGGCGGCCCAGGGAAGAACUCCAAUUGCCCGUGACAAGUGAAAUGCUGCCACUCUCAGCAGAUGUAACCAACCAUUCAUGCGUGUGAUAUAGCUUGUGCAUCUCCUUUAGCCCUAGCAAGGUAGUGUGUUACAUGUGUUUGCUGUCCUAGUGCUCUCAUUCUUUCCCCUCUCUCUUUCUAUUAUGUGCCAUGUAAAGUUUCUGAAGAGAAGCAUGGUGUGAGGUGGUGAAUCUGAAA
Lolium perenne is the source of this 1892-nucleotide messenger RNA. RefSeq names its product protein neprosin. NCBI's taxonomy places the organism in Eukaryota, Viridiplantae, Streptophyta, Magnoliopsida, Poales, Poaceae. The record is from RefSeq and is a predicted model, not a curated record.